Notolabrus celidotus (New Zealand spotty) is the source of this 6868-nucleotide messenger RNA. RefSeq names its product pleckstrin homology domain containing, family M (with RUN domain) member 2 (gene plekhm2). Lineage: Eukaryota; Metazoa; Chordata; Actinopteri; Labriformes; Labridae. The transcript has 20 exons. Bases 488 to 3577 code for a protein of 1029 amino acids. Gene Ontology annotation, cellular component: endosome membrane. Gene Ontology annotation, molecular function: kinesin binding. Gene Ontology annotation, biological process: lysosome localization; regulation of protein localization; positive regulation of membrane tubulation. The record is from RefSeq and is a predicted model, not a curated record.
AAUGCUGCCUGUCAGUCAGUCAAACUCAGAGCAGGUCAGAAAGUGACCUGAACAGCUGAUACUUUUUAACGUUACCUUCUGUAACAUCAUAGACAACAACACAACCAAGUGUCUAGUGUUACAGAUAGUUAGCAGAGUUAGUUUACAGGUAGUAUGGUAAAGGGAUCAGCUGCUGGAGGUUCUCUGUGGUGGGGCUGUAAACUUGCUCUCCGCCCCCAGACUGAGUGUAGCUAGGCUAACAGUAAGAGGCUAACCGGAUCCUGGAGGUCGGUAACUUAUUCAGCUGCUUCAGGCUUUACCAUGACAGCUGUGUCCCGGCGACACUUUCAUAUUCACUGUGUACGAUAGACAGCCAGAGCAGUAUGUCACUUUGGCUGAGGAUUGUACUCAAGAUAAUGUUAGCUAGCUGAAACGUCGUUAGCUGUAGCAAAACAAGAGCUCCAGAGUCAGCUGACAGUCUGCUGUGAACACAGACCACAGAUCAGGGAUGGAUCAACUCAAAGUAAAGGACCGCAUUCUGGAAAAUAUCUCCAUGUCUGUGAAGAAGUUGCAGAGUUACUUUGCAGCCUGUGAAGAUGAAACCCCGGCAAUCAGAAACCACGACCGGGUUCUUCAGCGCCUCUGUGAACACCUUGACCACGCUCUGCUGUACGGGCUGCAGGAUAUCUCUUCAGGCUACUGGGUCCUGGUCCUUCACUUCACCAGGAGAGAGGCUGUCCGACAGAUAGAUGAGCUCAAGCACAUAGCAACUAACCUGGGACGAAGCCGAGCUUGGUUAUACCUGGCACUGAGUGAGAGUUCUUUAGAGAGCUAUCUACGCCUCUUCCAGGAGAACCAAGGGUUACUACAGAAGUAUUACUUCAAGAAUGCACUAGUCUGCAGUCAUGAUCACCUCACACUAUUUCUCACACUGGUGUCCGGCCUGGAGUUUAUCCGUUUUGAUCUGGAGCUGGAUGUGCCCUAUCUGGAUGUGGCCCCAUACAUGCCAGAAUACUACAAACCCCAGAACCUGCUGGACUUUGAGGAAAGGUUGCCCAGCUCUGACAGCUUGUCCCUGCACUCCUUCACCUCCCUCACCUCCACAAACCUGGAGUGGGACGACAGCGCCAUAGCCCCCUCCAGUGAAGAUUAUGAUUUCGGUGACAUCUUCCCCGUGUUGCAGUCAUUGCCAAGUGCAGACUGGGAAGAGGGAGACCUGACCGACCAGGCCAGCUGCCCGCGAUCCAGUGGCUCUGAUCCACAGACGGUCAUCAGCGACACCGUGGUCCUCCCUGCAGGCCCCGUCAGUGUAAGGGGUGCAGCUCAUCCCUCCGCUCACAGCCCCACUUUCAGACACAACCCCUUCAAUGAGGACUCAGACACCAACACUACCAACACCUCAGCCGACAUCACGCCAGUUCACGUGGCCAGCCGCCAUUACACCAUCACCCCCACUAAUGGAGAUGACGCAGAGAAUGCCAGCAAUGAGCUGGAGGUUAUCAGGAUGGCCAGGCGGAAGAAACCAGCCAAGAAACGUCGAGGGAAGGGCUCUACAGAUUCUAGCAGCAGUAUUCAUAACUCUGUCUCCUCUGAGCAUGUAGAGAUAGACAGCGGCCUCCUGGUCUCAGAGGAUGCAGAAUCAUUAAACUGCUCCGCUUUCCACCUGGAAGCAGACGGGGAUGUGAGGAGAAGCAGGGUGGGAUCAGAGGUUGUUGAGGAAGGAGAUGAAGAUGGAGUGGAAGGCCUCCUGCGGCUACCACAGAUGACGGACACCUCCAUGGACACGGUGGGCCAACCGCUCCGUGAUGUCAUGGAUCGGCUAAAUGGGGCUCUGGACAGGGAGGAGGAGCCCUGGGAGCAUCUAGAGGAGGAAGGAGAGGAGAAUAAGAAUAAAGGCUGUAACCACGGCUCUGAAUCCCCUCCACAGCAGCCCUUUCGAGAGGACACAGGGGGCGAGCCACCUGACCGGGCCCAGGGAGAGAUGUGUCUCUCUCCACUUGCCACAAGCCCCAAUUUCAUGCAAGCCUCCUCCACCACAUCUACAGACUUAUGCUGCUUUACCCCCAACAGUCCAAACUCUGCUCCCACGUGUGGUGGCUACUAUGACAUUACAGGGCAUUGCCAGUCGCAGACUCUUUCAGGUGGCCUUGAUGAUGAAGAACAGGCAGAAGCGCCAGCAGGACAGAGACCAGACAUGAGGACUCAAGAGAACACAGAAGAAGGAAAGGAAGCAGAUUCAGAAGAACUACAAGAGGAGAGGCUGAGUCCCUCUGAAAGCUCUCAUCCUGCAGAGUUUAAGGUGGACAACAAUCACUUGCUUCUUCUCAUGAUUCAUGUAUUCAGAGAGAAUGAGGAGCAGCUCUUUAAGAUGGUGAGAAUGAGCACGGGCCACAUGGAGGGGGAUCUACAGCCGCUCUACCUGCUGCUGACUGACUGUUACAUUUACCUGCUUAGAAAAGGUGCAGCAGAAAAGCCCUACACAGUGGAGGAGGCUGUUUCUUAUAAUGAGCUGGACUAUCUAUCAGUGGGCCUCGACCAGCAGACUGUGACGGUGGUUUGCACCAACAGACGAAGAAAGUUCCUGUUGGACACAGCUGAUGCUUCUCUGACUGUCUGGUUCCUGUCCGUUCUGAAGUCCGCCAUGGUAAAGGGUUGUCGUGAGCCUCCUUACCCCUCUGUUUUGACUGAUGCUACCAUGGAAAAACUGGCUCUCACCAAGUUUGUCUCCCAGGAAUCUCACUGUGAGGUACCAGAUGUGUCUAUCCAACUGUAUUCACUGGUUCAUUGGGAGGAUCCUAUGGACAUGGCUUUGUCACCCCAGGGUGACCCAUUAAGGUCAGGGGUACCGGCCAGCACCAAGGAGGGAACUCUGCAGUACCGGGCUGGAACCACUUACCUGGGCAAAGAGCUGUGGAAAGGCUGCUACCUCGUCCUCAGCAACGGGAUUCUGUACCUGUAUUCAGAAAGAACUGACGUGACACCUGUGAUGUCGGUCACUAUGGGAGGAGAACAUUGUGGCGGCUGUCGGCGUUCAAACAGCACGGAGCAUCCUCAUGCCUUCCAGGUCAUCCUUACAGAGCGGCCUCCGCUGGAGCUCAGUGCGAACAAUGAGCAAGACAUGGCUGAUUGGAUGCAGCUUCUCUGUCAGUCCGUCUCUAAAGGGGUUAUACCCCAAGGUCUGGCCCCCACGCCUUGUAUCCCAUGUUGUCUGGUGGUGACAGACGGGAAGCUGCUCACUUGCCAUCAGGACUGCCAGACCAGCUUUUUCCGUUCAUUGGGCAGCGCCGACAUCUGUGAUGUCACAGCUGUCAGCCUGGAGGCCAACAAGGAGUACUGUGUCAUUGAGUUUGCAGCAGAUCGGACCGCGUACCUUCCUCCAUGGGUCUUGUACUUCAGUGGCUGCGAUGAGAGAGAUCGGCUCUUGGGGGCGUUGGAUAACACAUGGAAGGCUAUUUACCAGGUUAACCUCCCCCACAGAGGAGUGUUGGAUCCAUCCGUGCAGAAGCGUUGUGGCGAGGCCCUCGCCCUGAUGAACAGUGCCUGGCAGAGAGCAGACAGUCUGGCUCGAGGCAGAGCCCAGCGUGAACCCUGGUGCUGAUGGACACACAUACACGCACAGAUGCACGUAUACAUGAAGCUGUGGUUAGCCUCUGAGACAGACAGAUAGAGAAGCAGUCUCGCAUAGCUCUGGUAUAGCCGGCUUUAACUCUGACACAGCUGUCACUACAAACUGUGCAGAGUUCUGAGCUGACAGACUGAAGUAAACCAAUCACAGGAGGUUAUUGGCUGUAUUGGUGUAUUACAGCAUAACCUUGUGUUGCACCCCUGAUUCGCUGUUUAAAUCUUUAUACUCUAGGAGCUGCAGACGUAGAGAAACACAGCCAUCCAGUGACAAUUAACAUUAUUACGUGGAGUGAGAGUAUACUGAGUGAGCAUACACUAGAAUUCUGCGACAGACAUUUGCGUGACUCCUUUAAGAGAGAUUCUUUAAAAAUAAUGGAGACUCAGAAACAAAUGUAUUGAAUAAAAGGAAAGUGAUGAUGUGAUUUGAAGGAUAAAGCCUUGGAGGAAACGUACAAACAACGGUUGUGUAAUAGUUCGACUAUAAACUUGCCCUGCUGAGUGGGAAUUGAACCUCUCAUAGGUAAAUGUUUUCUGUUUGGGAGAAAAUGUACACUGAAUACACAAAAUAUAAAAAGCAUUUAGAACAUUGAGAAGUCUUAGUUGGGACAAAGACGGGGAGUCAUAUCUGAUAUCUUUCCUGUGCAGUGAGGUGAGCAAAUUAAAAAUGACACAUUUGAAUUUAAAGAAUAAUUUCUGUCAUCGAAAGCCAGACUGCUUGUAUUCUUUAAGAAAGCCAUAUAUAAAGGGGGAACUUACUGCUUGUUCACUUUACAGUCCCUUGCCUUGCACAAAGAAGUGCACUUCCUUCUGCACAACUUCAAGAAGAUACCAAUCACUCUUUGCUUGCUAACAGUUAGCAGACGCUCUGCUGAACCCGUACCGUGGCGCAUUUAUAAAAUCGAAUGUACAGAGCUGUACAGCAUCAACACUUAAUCACUGACAGUCGUUUAUUUGUCUGCUACUCCGUUUUGGUUUUGUCACACGGCUCAUACCUCUACACUGAUUGAAGAACGUGGAUGUUUAACACUUGCACUGUUACAUUAUAUGCUCAUACCUGUGUUGUCUAUCUGAGGUCUUUCUCCAACAGUCUCAGUCGUCAAAAGUCGUCACUCAGAUACAAAUAUCAGGAAAUGCAUCAGACUUGCCUUUUUACUCCACUGCGCAGAGACGAGUGGAGCCUUCCAUGCUGAAUUGCACAUUGUUAGUGUUUUUUUUUAAAGGUACUAGUUUGGUUUUGUGUUUAUUUUAUAACGUGCUCAUUCAUUUCCAUUUUAGAGGAAGUGGGAACAGUUGUGACUAAAAUAUUCAAAUGAGUAGUAACAUGUAAGUGGUGUGGUCCUACUUUCAAAGGAUCACAGACCGCGUGAGUAAAGAACCCUUCACUGACUGAGAGCUCCAGGUUUUUUGGACUCUACAGGUUUAUUUCACGCCACAGGCUUGUGUAAUAAAGACGUCUCUCUCUGCAUCAGUCACACGUAGUGUUUAAGGACCACGUUUAUGGGUUCAGAAGCCACAUGAAGGGUGUCCACUGAAGCUCAUGUUCUCGGCAGUAUGAUGCCUUUUAAAAAGCCUGUGAUAUCAACUACAAUUGAAUCUUAGGAACAUGAGUGACUAUCCAUGAAAACACUUUUGUAGCGUCCCUUUAAAUAAUAGAACUAAAGGAUGUAUUAUAAUCUGUCCUCCACAUUAACACGGAUUAGUGACGGUGUGUAACAGCUCUCAUAUAGAAGAUGAGAUAAGUGAGAGAAUUGUUUUGCAGUGACAAUGUUAAUGCCUUUUUGAUAAUCUUUGUGAGCAGAUUUCUGUGUAGAAAUGCAGAAAAAAAGAUGUUGGUGUGGGAAGAAGCAUUGACCAAUCACUUUCCAUUGGGCUUUGGGUUAAUAAAAGAAAACUGUUCAUGAAGAGAGGCGACACUGGCCAAAAUGCAACCCCAGAACACAUCAGCUACCAUAUUUCUUCAUCUCUGUAAAGAGACAAGAAGUUUUGAUACCCUUCAUCCAUUAUCUGGAUAUUCACUCUAUGAACUGGCAGCCCUGAAAUAAUGUCUGUCAUCCCCAGAGGCUGACUCUACUUCAGACGCUCACUGAUGGCUCUUAGAUUGCCUCUCAGGCAGACUGAAUUUAAAGGGGCCUAUUCGCCAAAUAAACUGACACACUGUUGUAUUUUUGUGGAGCGGGUUGAUGCUGGUUUCUUUUAAUAGACAAGUCAAAGUGUAUGUGAGUGAUGGGCCGGUUAUUAAAACACAAUACUUCCUGAAUACAAACAUAAUGGUGAAAUGUUGGGAUAGAAAACUGCAGAUCAGAUAUUAAUCUGAUGUUUGAGCUCAGACAGGUCUUUGUGGGAAACUGUGAUUGUAUUCAGUAAAGUGCGGGGAAAUCUGGUUAGAUUAUUCCUUCUAAAUCGAAGAUAUUAAACAGGCACCCUUGUGGACAACUUCCCAACAACACUUGCUCCGUACACACGUCACUUUAUUUUUUACAAAGCCCUGUGUUCCUCCUCAGAUACACACUGUGUUACUCCAUUAAUGAGCUUUAAGCUUUUCUAAGUGCCACUUGGUCUCUUGCAUCUUCUGCUCUUUCUAAAGAAAUCUAAUCUCAGGUGAACAGAGGUACUUCACAUCACACACCUUCAGACUCACCUCCUGUUUUUGUUUUAAUGUGCUGCUGUUUCUAUUCUUUGAUGUCACUUUUUAAACCCCCUUUUUUCUAUAUUGGUUCCUCCCUUGUUUGAUGCAGCGUUAUGAAGUUAUGUUGCGCACACGGUAGACGGCUGCAAAAUGUGGGUAAAAUGUUUCAUGGAAAACUCUAAAUAUUUUAUUGAGUCCCAAAUUAGGAUUGGUCCUCUGUCCCAGUGGAUGACUUCAGGUCUUUUUGACCACGGAGAGUAAAGUUGCAAUAGUUGGACUUACUUGAAAUGCUUGUUGGAUUAUUCAUUUAAAAGAGAACUACUUAAUGUGGCCUAUGAAGUGUAUAUUAAGAAAGAGUUGACAUUUGUGAGCUGUGUGUUGAAUGUGGGACAUUGCUGGCCAAUGAUGCAAGACAUCUUUGAUUUUGUUCAUCUGUGUUUACCGCAUGUCAUGUUUGUAUUUUGUUUAGCAGUUUUGUUGAAUUGUAAAUAGAGCACUAAUCAGUAUAACAUACUGUACACUCACAUACAACGUGCAUGUCCAGAAGGUUUUAUACUGUUCAUAAUGUUAAUGAAUGUACAAAAAGCCUUGGUGAUUGGACGGCAUAACUGAACAGAAAUAAACAGAGAUGAAAAAAUC